CACAUAGUUUCUUGUUCAUAGAUGCUGUUACUUGCUGUCAACUGAUAUGGGUGCAGUUUUUCAAACCCCUACUCAGUACAUUUUCUAACUUUGUCCAAUAUCAAGCUUCUCAACUGGAUCUUGUGUCUUUGACUGCUCCCAGAAAAGGCUUUAGGCAUUAAAAUUUUAUCCAGGGACGUUUAAACUUUCUCAAGAUUCCAUUAUAUGAAGUCAUGUCGCAGCCCACUGUAUUUUUAGCUGACAAUAUGCAGCAAAAUCAAGAAACUUAAGCAGUAUUUUAUUGGCAACAAUUUUUUACAGUUACUGCCCACAUUUUGCUGCUUUUUUACCAGUCGGUGGAUCUGAACUUCAUCUACUAAAUCUGCCUGUCUCAAAAAAGUCUAUGGUUUCAGUGUUCUAUUCUCUGCAAAUUUGUUUUGCUCUACUUCAGAAAAUCCAGUUGGGCUGAAAUCAAUAUGUGCAUCCCGAGAUCUGCUCCACUUUUAGAAGUCGUUGGGAUCGGUGAUGAGAUGAAUUAGCAUAUGAUGAUUGAGUUUAACUAUAUGAGAAACGGGGAUUUGUUUGUGAAUUUAUAUAGCUUUACUUAGCUUAUGUGGUAGACGAAAAAGGGAAGGGAUUUUUGCUGGCAGUUGAGUGUAAGUCGAAAUACUUGGGUUUUUUUAGUUAUAUUUAGUAGAUCAAAAGGCAUAAACAUGAGAUCCAUAGAGGAUAAAGGGUGCUUGAGUUAUGGAACUACACAAGAGACGCCGGGUGGAAGUUGUAUGACUUUUGAGUUCCACAAAGGGAAUGGGAUGAAUCGAGCUUCUCAUCAACGAACGGCAUUAGGAAAACCGACUCCAUCGAAAUGGGACGAUGCACAAAAAUGGCUAGUAAAUCUAUCGAAAGGAGGAGAUAGAAAUCAGGCAAAAGCUUCCCCCCGUAAUUCAAAUGCUGAUGACAGGAGAUUGAUAGUUCCGGUACCAAAGAAGGAAUACUCGAGUGGUGAGGAGGAAGAGAAUGAUGGUGCUGGCUCAACAAGUGCGAGUCCAUAUGAAGUGGAAACUAAGAAAAUAGAUUGUGAUGAGUCAAUAUGGAGAAUCAAUAAGCCUGUUAAUAGUUCUGCAUCAGUUGUGCGCUCUAUAUGCGUGAGGGAUAUGGGGACGGAAAUGACUCCGAUAGCAAGUCAAGAGCCCUCGAGAACUGCCACUCCUAUCAGAGCCUCCACUCCAGUAUCAAAAAGCCCCAUAUGCUCUGGUCCAACAACUCCUGUAAGAAGUCUGGCUCUCGAAAGUGGUCAACCUGUUACAAUCCCCACUGAGACGAGAGAUGGGGCUGGCAGGGCUAAUGGUACCACUGGACAAUGCAGCAGAGACGGAGAAGAACCCAAUGCUAACAAUGCAUCUGCAAAUAGGACUACAGAUCAAUCAAGAAGGUUAAAUCCUCUGGAAACCCGAGCAAUGGCUUGGGAUGAGGCUGAGCGUGCCAAAUCCAUGGCGAGGUACAAGCGCGAAGAGGUGAAGAUUCAGGCCUGGGAAAAUCAUCAGAAAAGGAAAGCUGAAAUGGAAAUGCGAAGAAUGGAGGUGAAAGCUGAAAGAAUGAAAUCUCGAGCACAAGAGAAGUACACAAACAAACUUGCAUCGACUAGGAGAAUAGCUGAGGAAAAGCGUGCAAAUGCUGAAGCCAAACUGAACGAAAAGGCGGUGAAGACAUCAGAAAGGGCAGAUUAUAUUAGAAGAACCGGUCAUCUUCCCUCUUCUUUUUCCUUUAAGUUGCCUUCCUUUUGCUGGUAGAAAAAUAUUUUCGUGCAUUUAAGAUUCCCAGUUCUGAAGAAUAUUUACAUUUCAAACUGUUGUAAGGAAAUUCUUUCUUUCUAUUUUCCUGCUACAUUUUAAAUUGAGUCGAUUCGUUUUUUAAUUAAUAAGCACAGUUCAUUAAUAA
This is a messenger RNA of Olea europaea var. sylvestris, 1917 nucleotides long. RefSeq lists its product as uncharacterized. The transcript has 4 exons. Bases 693 to 1769 code for a protein of 358 amino acids. The record is from RefSeq and is a predicted model, not a curated record. Lineage: Eukaryota; Viridiplantae; Streptophyta; Magnoliopsida; Lamiales; Oleaceae.